Serinus canaria (Common canary) is the source of this 1512-nucleotide messenger RNA. It is a transcript of the gene PRDX6, whose product is annotated as peroxiredoxin 6. The record is from RefSeq and is a predicted model, not a curated record. Gene Ontology annotation, cellular component: cytosol; mitochondrion. NCBI's taxonomy places the organism in Eukaryota, Metazoa, Chordata, Aves, Passeriformes, Fringillidae. The transcript has 5 exons. Gene Ontology annotation, molecular function: peroxiredoxin activity. Gene Ontology annotation, biological process: cellular oxidant detoxification; cell redox homeostasis. Bases 65 to 739 code for a protein of 224 amino acids.
CGCAGGCGCAGAGCGGGCGGCGGCUCCGGGAGCCGCGCCGGGGAUUGCGCCGGGAACUGCAGCCAUGCCGGGGCUGCUGCUGGGGGAUGAGGCGCCCAACUUCGAGGCGGACACCACGCAGGGUCGCAUCCGCUUCCAUGACUUCCUGGGAGAUUCGUGGGGCAUCCUGUUCUCCCACCCGCGGGACUUCACCCCCGUGUGCACCACGGAGCUGGGCCGGGCGGCCAGGCUGGCCCCCGAGUUCAGCAAGCGCAACGUGAAGAUGAUCGCGCUCUCCAUUGACAGCGUGCAGGACCACCUCUCCUGGUGCAAGGACAUCAAUGCCUACAACGGGGAGCAGCCUGCAGAGAAGCUGCCCUUCCCCAUCAUUGCUGACAAGAACCGGGAGCUGGCUGUCAAGCUGGGCAUGCUGGACCCGGACGAGCAGGACAAGGACGGGAUGCCCCUGACCGCUCGUGUGGUGUUCGUUUUUGGCCCGGAUAAGAAGCUGAAGCUCUCUAUCCUGUACCCAGCCACCACUGGGAGAAACUUUGAUGAGAUCCUGAGAGUGGUGGACUCCCUGCAGCUCACAGCAUACAAGAAGGUUGCUACCCCCGUGGACUGGAAGCCCGGUGACAGCGUCAUGGUCGUGCCUACCUUACCUGAUGAGGAGGCCAAGAAGCUCUUCCCCAAAGGGGUCUUCACCAAGGAGCUGCCAUCAGGCAAGAAGUACCUGCGCUACACCCCACAGCCAGAGUGAGGGCUCUGUCUGUCUGUCUAUCUGUCCUGCUGGUGUGCUGGAGCCUUCCUGAGCCCAGCUCCUGCCCCUCUGACACCCCACGACCCAUGGCCUCGUCUGUCACACUGCUGCUGCAGCCCUGAGGGCAGCCCUGAGCCAGCCCUCCGUCCCUGGGUGUUCUGCUGCCUCGGACCAGCCCUGAGCCAGCCCUGAACCAGCCCUCCUGUCCCUCCAUCCCCAUCCCUCAGAACCAGCUCCUGGGUGUUCUUCUGCCUCGGACCAGCCCUGAACCAGCCCUCCUGUCCCUCCAUUCCCAUCCCUCAGAACCAGCCCCUGGCUGUUCUCCUGCCUUGGACCAGCCCUCCUGUCCCUCCAUUUCCAUCCCUCAGAACCAGCCCCUGGGUGUUCUCCUGCCUUGGACCAGCCCUGACCCAGCCCUCCUGUCCCUCCAUUCCCCAGAACCAACCCCUGGCUGUUUCCCUGCCUCAGUCCUGCCAGGAGCACACGAGCAGCCCAGUGGGGACUGCAGGGCUCCUGCUGUGGUGUCCCUCCCAUUUGGUGCCAGCCUCGAGGCGUGGUGAGGAGGGGUGUCCUGCUGGGACAGGGAGCUCUGGGGGCUCCAAGCUGCUGUGUGCCUUUCAGAGCAGCCAUCUAACCUGUGGUCCAUGAGUAGGGAGGAGCUGCAGAGCUAAAUCUCUCACCUCUUAAUUGCUUUCUCGUCUCUUGCUGGAAGGUGAUGGUUUCCAGGUUUUGUGGAAGAGGGAAUCAAGCAAAUAAACUGACCUUCAGUACUA